AUGACCCGUCUUUACCUUUUAUCGGCCUUGCUGCCGAUCAUCGCUAACGUCUUGGCCAUCGGAGCCACGAAUGAGACAGCAAGCGCAGCCAGGAAUGGGACCAGUGUCGUCGAUGGCGCCUUCAUCGUCGAGUGCAGCAGCCUCAGCGAUGUAGAGUCUCUGAGACAAGAGAUUCAGAGCCUAGGCGGCACUAUCCGCCAAAACUACACGUCCGACAUCUUCUUAGCGCAACGGCGUCUUGUACCGGCCUCGUCCUGUCUCAUUUCACAAUACUAUGAAGAUGUUAUGGUUAUUGCCGCCAUGCCAGUGGGGUUCCCAGGCACAAGGGCUAGUAAGGAGGACUGCGAAUGCGCCGUGAUCUGCCAAUUUCUUGGACAGAAGUAUUGCUUUGCGAGUCCGCCGCCGAUUACUUUUCGACAGGGCAGAAGCUGCAGUCCUUCUCACAGCUUAUACAUCGAUUCUGUAUCUGCGGAGAUGGGACACAACGAGUUUUCCCGUGUCGGCAAUGGCCUGUUGUGGGACACCCUCUGGUUAGUCGUGACUCGAGCAAAGUUUCAGCGGACCUGGGACGCGCGGCCGCUCAUUUCACAAUAUUAUGAAGAUAUUAUAGUCGUUUAUCGCUGGCUUUUUACAGGAAGAUGA
Beauveria bassiana ARSEF 2860 is the source of this 642-nucleotide messenger RNA. RefSeq lists its product as uncharacterized. Bases 1 to 642 code for a protein of 213 amino acids. The transcript has a single exon. NCBI's taxonomy places the organism in Eukaryota, Fungi, Ascomycota, Sordariomycetes, Hypocreales, Cordycipitaceae. The record is from RefSeq and is a predicted model, not a curated record.